Oryza sativa Japonica Group (Japanese rice) is the source of this 1275-nucleotide messenger RNA. RefSeq lists its product as uncharacterized. Lineage: Eukaryota; Viridiplantae; Streptophyta; Magnoliopsida; Poales; Poaceae. The record is from RefSeq and is a predicted model, not a curated record.
UCUCCCCAAUUCCAAGAACUAAACAUAGCCUAUAAUAGAGAGGCAGUGGAUCAAGCCUACUCCCUCCGUCCCUAAAAAAAGGUUAACAUAGUACAAGAUGUAACAUUUCCGAGUACUAUGGAUCUGGACAGAGGAUGGAGUGAGUACCAUUUUGCAUAAACAGUGAAAACUAAUCAUCAUAUUAUCACUGCAUCAUUAUUGCCAUCUUGUCUGAAACUCUGAAUCUUCGGGGUGGCAACCAUAUCUGAAUCCUCCCAACAGCUGCACAUUUCAAGCAGGUAGAUGAGGAUGCUUCACCCUCCAUGAGUGACCACUUGUCAUACAAACACAAAUUGUAGCUAUCACCAUUCAUCUCAUAUAUAUAUAUAUAUAGGAGGAAAGUAGACCGAGUAAUGGUAGUAGCAGUAGAUACAUCAAGAACACAUAGACACAUACACAUCAAAAAAAAGAUUUGCAACCUCGUUGCAAACCAUGGAGGAGUUCACCUUCUUCCCAGCAGCGACGUCGCCUCGCCGCGAUCAUCGGCUCGGCCUCGUCGGCUCGCCUCCACCGCUGCUGUUCGCCGCCGUCAUCGAGGUCGACGACGGAGAUGAUGGAGAGGAGGAGGAGAAGAUGGACUUGCUGUGGGAGGACUUCAACGAGGAGCUGGCUCGCGCGCCGCCGGUGUGCCCUCUGAGCCCGCUCAACAUCAAGGGCGGAGGGCUGACGGCGACGACGGCGAUGGCCAAGGACGACGGCGGCGGCGGCGAGAAGCAGGCGAGGCGCAUGUACUCCGGCAGCGUGGUGCGGCGGCGCCGGAGAUGGAGCCUGCUGCUGAUGCUCAGGCUGCUCAAGAACCUCUUCUUGGCCAAGAACACGAGGAACAACCCAAGAACUGCACCCAUCUGAAGCUUUUCCGAAACGAUCAGUCGAUCAGAUUUUUUCUGGAGGUUUCAGAAAUCAAGAAAUCCGAGAGCUGAUGAUGAUCUUGAUCACGAUGAUGAUGAUGAGGAUGAGUUAUAUACACGAGUGUAAAAUAGUAAUGUGCAUAUAUUUGAUAUCUAUUAGUACUACAUGUUUGAUGUUUCUGUCACAGGACAGAGUAACCCAAGGAGGUAAAUUUCCUCUCUUUUGCUGAAGUGUGUGUUCUUCUUAUUAUCUAUAUAUAUAUAUAGUUUCCUAUAUAAUUAUCUGUUUCUGUUCUUCACUCUGAUUCUUCUUAUGUUAUAUCAGUUAUCACAAUGUAUAUUGGCAUCUCAAUCAUCAAAAAUUUUAUUUCUGAAUCAAGUUCAACAA